Chrysemys picta bellii (western painted turtle) is the source of this 880-nucleotide messenger RNA. RefSeq names its product phospholipase A2 inhibitor gamma subunit B-like. NCBI's taxonomy places the organism in Eukaryota, Metazoa, Chordata, Testudines, Emydidae. Gene Ontology annotation, molecular function: phospholipase inhibitor activity. The record is from RefSeq and is a predicted model, not a curated record. Gene Ontology annotation, cellular component: extracellular region.
AAGUUUCCUGCAUUAGAGACCCCUGGCUCACAGCACAGUCUGGCUCCAUCCCCGGCAGCAUGAAGACACCUCUCCUCUUCUGCCUCUUCUCGGCCCUGCUGGACACAGGGACCUGUGUUUCGUGCGAGGUUUGCUUCAGCACAAAUGACAGCUGUACGGGCGGUGUGCAAGUCUGCAGUGAGCGAAUGGAUUCCUGUGGGAUCAUUAAAACAGAAACCGUAGCAGGCAAGAUUAAGAGUCCUACCUUUAUCAAGGCCUGCAUGUCCUCCAAGCAGUGUGGCCUCAGUCCUCUUUACAUGACUUUUGGGAACGGGAUAUCCAUGAGCACGAACAUCGCCUGCUGUGUGGGGCAGGCCUGUAAAACAGCCUCCGUUACCGUGCCCCCGGCUGACACCACCCUGAACGGCCUGCGCUGCCCAGCCUGCUACUCGGUGUUUACCCAUCACUGCAGCGAAGAGAUCAUCGACUGCACAGGAGCCCAGACCCAGUGCAUCCACAUCAGCGGCACCGUGAAAAGCGGUGGGACAACCGUGCACACCACCAUGAAAGGCUGCGCCACCGAAUCUGACUGCACCAAUAUACAAAAGUUCGAAGGGACCUUUGCAGAGUUCAAUAUGGAUUACAGCAAGGCCGAAUGCAGACCAGCCUUCCGUGCGACCAGCAUGGCUCCAGAACCAGCCAGACUUGUCCUCCCAGGCCUCGUUACCGUCCUGCUGGCGAACGUCCUCUCGUGAUCCCCAUGCCCACGUCCCAGCCAUGUGGCCCUAUAUAACCACACCGCAGGUGGCAGGCGGGCGCACCCCUGCUAAAGGCUCCCACGCUCAGCUCAGAUUCACUUCCCCUUUAGUGGCAUUAACGGAAUAAAACAGACAAGAGAAAA